Phacochoerus africanus (Common warthog) is the source of this 2653-nucleotide messenger RNA. It is a transcript of the gene TRPV3, whose product is annotated as transient receptor potential cation channel subfamily V member 3. The transcript is spliced from 18 exons. Gene Ontology annotation, biological process: calcium ion import across plasma membrane. The coding region runs from base 140 to 2512 and encodes 790 amino acids. Gene Ontology annotation, molecular function: calcium channel activity; protein binding. Gene Ontology annotation, cellular component: membrane. Lineage: Eukaryota; Metazoa; Chordata; Mammalia; Artiodactyla; Suidae. The record is from RefSeq and is a predicted model, not a curated record.
UCCAGCCAUCCCUCUGCCUACGAUGAGAGGAUGAGAGUCUCUUGCCACCUCAGCUGUAGUCCCGCCAGGGGCCUAUGGGCCCCGGACAUGCCGUGAUCUGAGAACAAGGGCAGCCGCAGCCACCCCGGCAUCCUCAGCCAUGAAUGCCCAUCCCAAGGAGAUGGUGCCCCUUGUGGGCAAAAGAGCCGUCAUCCCCAGUGGGAACCCUGCCAUCCUGCAGGAGAAGAGGCCGGCCGAGAUCACCCCCACCAAGAAGAGCGCACACUUCUUCCUGGAGAUAGAAGGGUUUGAGCCCAACCCCACUGUCGCCAAGACCUCUCCCCCCAUCUUCUCCAAGCCCAUGGAUUCCAACAUCCGGCAGUGCACUUCUGGCAACUGCGAUGACAUGGACUCCCCGCAGUCUCCUCAGGAUGAUGUGACAGAGACCCCGUCCAAUCCCAACAGCCCCAGUGCCCACCUGGCCAAGGAAGAGCAGAGGCGCAAAAAGAAGCGGCUGAAGAAGCGCAUCUUUGCAGCUGUGUCUGAGGGCUGUGUGGAGGAGCUGGUGGAGCUGCUAAUGGAGCUGCAGGAGCUUUGCAAGCGGCGCCGUGGCCUGGACGUGUCUGACUUCCUCAUGCACAAGCUGACGGCCUCAGACACGGGGAAGACCUGCCUGAUGAAGGCCUUAUUAAACAUCAACCCCAACACCAAGGAGGUUGUGCGGAUCCUGCUCGCCUUCGCCGAGGAGAAUGACAUCCUGGACAGGUUCAUCAAUGCCGAGUACACGGAGGAGGCCUACCGAGGGCAGACGGCACUGAACAUCGCCAUCGAGCGGCGGCAGGGAGACAUCACCGCCCUGCUCAUCCACGCCGGCGCCGACGUCAACGCCCACGCCAAGGGGGUCUUCUUCAACCCCAAGUACCAGCACGAAGGCUUCUACUUCGGCGAGACGCCCCUGGCCCUGGCCGCCUGCACCAACCAGCCUGAGAUUGUGCAGCUGCUGAUGGAGCACGAGCAGACGGACAUCACCUCGCAGGACUCCCGGGGCAACAACAUCCUGCACGCGCUGGUGACCGUGGCCGAGGACUUCAAGACGCAGAACGACUUCGUCAAACGCAUGUACGACAUGAUCCUGCUAAGAAGCGGCACCUGGGGGCUCGAGACCACGCGCAACAAGGACGGCCUCACGCCCCUGCAGCUGGCCGCCAAGAUGGGCAAGGCCGAGAUCCUCAAGUACAUCCUCAGUCGUGAGAUCAAGGACAAGCGGCUCCGGAGCCUGUCCAGGAAGUUCACCGACUGGGCGUACGGGCCCGUGUCCUCCUCGCUCUACGACCUCACCAACGUGGACACCACGACGGAAAACUCGGUGCUGGAAAUCAUUGUCUAUAACACCAACAUCGACAACCGGCAUGAAAUGCUGACCCUGGAGCCCCUGCACACGCUGCUGCAUAUGAAGUGGAAGAAGUUUGCCAAGUACAUGUUCUUCCUGUCCUUCUGCUUCUAUUUCUUCUACAACAUCACCCUGACCCUCGUCUCUUACUACCGGCCCCGGGAGGUAGAGGCCCUGCCGCACCCCUUGGCCCUCACGCACAAAAUGGGGUGGCUGCAGCUUCUAGGACGGAUGUUUGUGCUCAUCUGGGCCAUGUGUAUUUCUGUGAAAGAGGGCAUCGCGAUCUUCCUGCUGAGACCUUCAGAUCUGCAGUCCAUCCUCUCUGAUGCCUGGUUUCACUUUGUCUUUUUUGUCCAAGCUGUGCUUGUGAUACUGUCUGUCUUCUUGUACUUGUUUGCCUACAAAGAGUACCUCGCCUGCCUCGUGCUGGCUAUGGCCCUGGGCUGGGCGAACAUGCUCUACUACACGCGGGGGUUCCAGUCCAUGGGCAUGUACAGCGUCAUGAUCCAGAAGGUCAUUUUGCAUGAUGUUCUGAAAUUCCUGUUUGUAUAUAUCGUGUUCUUGCUUGGAUUUGGAGUAGCCCUGGCCUCUCUGAUCGAGAAGUGUUCUAAGGACAAUAAGGACUGUACCUCCUACGGCAGCUUCAGUGACGCGGUGCUGGAACUCUUCAAGCUCACCAUAGGCCUGGGUGACCUAAACAUCCAGCAGAACUCCAAGUACCCCAUUCUCUUCCUGUUCCUGCUCAUCACCUACGUCAUCCUCACCUUCGUCCUUCUCCUCAACAUGCUCAUUGCCCUAAUGGGAGAGACCGUGGAGGACGUCUCCAAGGAGAGUGAGCGCAUCUGGCGCCUCCAGAGAGCCAGGACGAUCUUGGAGUUUGAGAAAAUGUUACCAGAAUGGCUGAGGAGCAGGUUCCGGAUGGGAGAGCUGUGCAAAGUGGCCGAGGAAGAUUUCCGACUGUGUUUGCGGAUCAACGAGGUGAAGUGGACUGAAUGGAAAACGCACGUCUCCUUCCUCAACGAAGAUCCGGGGCCCGGGAGACGGACAGAUUUCAACAAAAUCCAGGAUUCCUCCAGGAGCAACAGCAAAACCACCCUCAAUGCAUUUGAUGAAAUGGAAGAAUUUCCAGAAACUUCCGUGUAGAAGCAGGACCUGGAGCUGUGGGCGCAUGGGCCAUCCGAGGUUGCAGGCUGGGUCCUGGACUUGGUGCAGAGGGCUUCACAGAGUGAUGGAGCCUGGCUGCCCCCGCAGAGAUGAGGAAAGCACCCUCAUGCCUAGUCGGUG